AACUCAAAAUUUAUUAAAAGCAAUUACAGCUGAUAGUAAAGCUGUAUUAGAGGCUAUUGCAGAUCCAUUGGUUGCACUUAAUGCCAAGGGUGAGAUAGUUGGUGCCAAUAAACACGCGCUUCGUUUAACAGGUUAUUCUCCUGAUGAUAUUAAAGUUCAAAACAAGAUGCACGUAAAUCAAUUGCUGAUUCCCGUAGUCGAAACUCCGGCUGAAGAACGGGAAAUUUCAGAUUAUGAUCCAAUGCAAGUACCAGUUCGUCCCGGCAUGCGUGACGUUAUGGCACGAAGAAAAGAUGGAACUUGUUUUGAAGCUGAGGCAAAUUUUUCACAACAAGUUGUGGAACAAAAUUAUUUUACCCAAGUAGUAAUGUUUAGAGACGUGAGUUUUAAAAAAGAACAUGAAAGAGCUGUCAUUGAGGCGAAAAAAGAAGCUGAAAUGGCUAAUCAAUCUAAAACAGAGUUUCUUUUCUUUUUAUGUCAUGAGGAAAAGGAGCAAGAAGAAUUAGAUUAUAUUAUGUCAGCGGGAAAAUUUUUAAGUUUUAUUGUUAAUGACGUUCUUGAUCUUACACAUUUAACUAAUCCCAAUCCGUAUGAGAUAGAAUUAAAAUGUGAACCGUUUGAUCUUCAUAUUUUGAUACCAAAUGUAGCAAGGAUUCAAUCAUUUGAAGCAGCGAAUAAAAAAAUCAAAUUAAAAACAAUCAUACAUAGUGAUAUUCCACAUAAUGUAUAUGGAGAUGCUCGUCGUAUAGAACAGGUCAUUAAUAAAUUGAUAGCUCGGUCGAUCGAGGUUGCGCCAGAAGGUGGAAUAAUCGAAUUAGAAAUACAUCCUUUACGGCUUCAUCGUAUACAUGGUGUAUUGUUACGUUUUUCGGUAAAAGAUGAAAGUGAAGGUUUAUCUUCAGAUAAUGAAAUAUCCGAAUUAUUUAAACCUUAUUCUAAAACAAACUCAUCGAUAGGCUCUAGAUUUCAUGCACAAGGUCUCUCAAUGGCGCUAGCACAAGCUAUUGUUAAAGUUAUGGGAGGGAAACUUCAUGUUGAUAAAUCUCAAAAAAAGCAACCCGGAAAUCGAGUGUGGUUUGACAUUUGGUUGCGAACAGAUGAUACAAAUAUACGGAAUAAUCUUCAUCGUGGAUCUUUGGACACUACAUUUAGUACUAAUUCAAUUGAUGAAAUGGAUAAUUCGCUAGAAACAGAUUCAAUCAAUGAAUUUAAAGUACAACUUCGUGGUUCAAAGAGUUUGUCAUUAGCAAAAACAAACCGUCCUGGCCGUACUUAUAAAAGCACAGUUAGAAGAAAACGGAGGCAACCUUUACCUAAUGGUGAAGAAUCUGAUGAUGGCGUAGUUAAAGGGGGUUUCUUUCAACGUAAGGGGUCUAUUAUCCUUAACGCAGUAGGGUUAGAUAGAGCUAGUUCUUCCCAUCAAAAUAACACAACUAUGAAUGACAAAGUAUCAUUUUCAGUUAAUGAAGAGUCAACGAACAAUUCUAUUGAUAAUACAAUGUCAUCUACACCACCUCCCAUAAUAACUUAUUAUCCUGGUGACAAAAAUCAGAAUGAUUCCGAAAACAUACGUGAAGUGAUGAAAUCUAAUGAUCCAUCUCCUCAUGACAACACCUCAUUAUUAAUAUCUACAAAACUAAAGAACGAUGCACCUACAGUAACGCCACCUAUAUCACCUACAUCUUUAAACACUCAAAAUGCAACAUCCGGACAACAUUCUGUCGUUAUAGAUGAACAUUCUAAUCAAAAUUUAUACAUUAGCUUUCAUAACUCACCAACUCAAACAAUAUUAUCACCAACGAAUACAUCACUCACGCCACCGUCAUCAUCACAUGCUGCACACCUCCCAUUAUCAAAUGAUUCUGAUAAAACACAUACUACACCACUUCAAACGGAAAAUAGCACAAUAGUUAGCAGUAAUGUAAAUACUACGCCAUCUAUAGCAUCUCUUCCUUCAUCAACAUCACAAACUUGUCAAGUGGAACAACCAUCACCACGAACAUUAAAAGUGCUACUUGUUGAAGAUAAUCUUAUAUGUCAACGAGUAACAUCUAAAAUGCUUAUACGUAAUAAUUACAUCGUGGAUAUUGCUAAUAAUGGCAAAGAAGCUAUAGAUAUGAUUGAGGCAACAAUGAACACGAAAGGCUAUGCUUGUAUAUUAAUGGACAUCAUUACACCAGUUAUGAAUGGAUACGAGGCUACAAAAUUACUGAGAAAGCGAGGUGUAGACAUUCCAAUAUUAGCAUUGACAGCCAAUAGUUUUAGCAGUGAUGUUAAAAAGGCUCUUGAUGUUGGAAUGGAUGCGUUUUUAACAAAACCUAUUAAAGAAAGA
Molecule: messenger RNA, 2332 nt
Organism: Racocetra fulgida
Lineage: Eukaryota; Fungi; Glomeromycota; Glomeromycetes; Diversisporales; Gigasporaceae
Source: the annotation of a GenBank genome assembly